UUUAGAAUUUUAUUUAUUACAUGUACUUAUAUAUAGCACCAUCAAUUUACAUAUAUAUUUUACAGUUAUAUCAGUCCUUAACACUCAAGGGGCAUACAAUUAAGGCCCCCAACCAGGGGAGGACUGACCAUUUCGAAACUCGGGCAAUGCCCAAGGGCCCGGGAUGCCCCUGGUACCUUUUUCAUAGGCUUUUUUGAGUUUGGAGACAAGGACACAGGGGCCCCAUAUCCCCUAUUGCCCGGGGGGCCCCAUGAG
Messenger RNA from Staurois parvus, 255 nucleotides. NCBI's taxonomy places the organism in Eukaryota, Metazoa, Chordata, Amphibia, Anura, Ranidae. The record is from the annotation of a GenBank genome assembly.